Phyllostomus hastatus (greater spear-nosed bat) is the source of this 3736-nucleotide messenger RNA. It is a transcript of the gene SCAF4, whose product is annotated as SR-related CTD associated factor 4. The coding region runs from base 129 to 3455 and encodes 1108 amino acids. Gene Ontology annotation, cellular component: nucleus. Gene Ontology annotation, molecular function: RNA polymerase II C-terminal domain phosphoserine binding; RNA binding. Gene Ontology annotation, biological process: negative regulation of termination of RNA polymerase II transcription, poly(A)-coupled. Lineage: Eukaryota; Metazoa; Chordata; Mammalia; Chiroptera; Phyllostomidae. The transcript is spliced from 20 exons. The record is from RefSeq and is a predicted model, not a curated record.
CCCCGGCCCCCGGCCCCGCCGCGGCCGCCCGCUCCGCCCCCGCCCCCGCCCGGCCGGGCCGCGGCCCCGCUCCGCCCUGCGCGGUUCUAUGUGACCGGCGGGCCCGGAGCCGCCGCCGCAGCGCGAACAUGGACGCCGUCAACGCCUUCAACCAGGAGCUCUUUUCACUUAUGGACAUGAAACCUCCCAUCUCUAGAGCCAAGAUGAUUCUCAUCACAAAAGCUGCUAUUAAAGCCAUUAAGCUUUACAAGCAUGUAGUUCAAAUAGUGGAAAAGUUCAUCAAGAAGUGCAAACCAGAGUACAAGGUUCCAGGACUGUAUGUGAUCGACUCCAUUGUUCGGCAGUCUCGCCAUCAGUUUGGGACUGACAAAGAUGUUUUUGGGCCAAGAUUCUCUAAAAACAUAACCGCCACAUUCCAAUAUUUAUAUCUUUGUCCAUCUGAAGAUAAGAGUAAAAUAGUCCGUGUGCUGAACCUUUGGCAAAAAAACGGAGUGUUCAAAAUCGAGAUCAUCCAGCCUCUCCUGGACAUGGCGGCGGGGGGCGGCAACGCUGCCCCGGGGGCUGACAGCGUCACCAACAACGAGGGUUCACCCCCGCCUCCGGUUAAAGUCUCUUCAGAACCCCCACUCGCCACUGCAAACUCGGUACCAACUGUCUCACAGCUGCCCAGCUCCGACGCCUUUGCUGCCGUGGCCCAGCUGUUUCAGACCACUCAGGGGCAACAGCUUCAGCAGAUCCUUCAGACUUUCCAGCAGCCUCCAAAACCACAGUCUCCUGCCCUUGACAAUGCUGUGAUGGCUCAAGUUCAGGCUCUCACGGCCCAGUUGAAGACAGCUCCCACGCCCCCGCCCGAACAGAAAGCCACUGCGUUUGACAAGAAGCUGCUAGACCGAUUUGAUUAUGACGAUGAGCCAGAAGCCGUGGAGGAGUCAAAGAAAGAAGAUGCUGCUGCCUCUGCUGCCAGCACGGCCUCUGCCACCGCUGCCCCUGCUGCCCCCGCCGCCACUGCCCUGCCCGCCGCCGCCGCUCCUGCCACGUCCCCGCCACAGGCGCCCUUUGGGUUCCCUGGCGACGGCAUGCAGCAGCCGGCCUACCCCCAGCAUCAGAGCAUGGACCCGUUCCCGCCUCCGAUGAUGGCGCUGCAGCAGGACCCCGGGCACCACCAGGUUGCACUUCCUCCUAACGGACAGAUGCCAGGGUUCGGCCUGCUUCCCACGCCCACGUUCCCGCUGCCGGCUCAGCCAGCCGUGCCCCCGGCCGUCCCCGGGCAGCCGCCGUUCCAGGCCCCGUUCCCGGCCCCCAGCGAGCCACUGGCGCAGAAGGCGCACCAGGAGGUGAAAGCCGAGCCGCCGUGCGCCCCGGAAGUUAACAAGCGGCACAUGUCCGACAGCAGGAAGUCGAGAUCCAGGUCAGCGUCCAGGUCACCGAAAAGGAGGCGAUCUCGGUCUGGUUCCAGGUCUCGGAGGUCUCGCCACCGACGUUCCAGAUCCCGGUCCCGGGACAGACGCCGACACUCUCCGAGAUCCCGGUCCCAGGAAAGACGGGAUCGGGAGAAGGAAAGAGAGCGCCGCCAGAAAGGCCUCCCUCCGAUCAAGUCAGAAACGGCGAGUGUCUGCAGCACCACGCUCUGGGUGGGACAGCUGGACAAGAGGACUACUCAGCAGGACGUCGCCAGUCUCUUGGAGGAGUUUGGCCCCAUCGAAUCGAUUAAUAUGAUUCCUCCCAGAGGUUGUGCCUAUAUUGUUAUGGUUCAUAGGCAAGACGCGUACCGCGCCCUGCAGAAGCUGAGCCGCGGGAACUACAAAGUGAACCAGAAAUCCAUAAAGAUCGCCUGGGCCUUAAACAAAGGAAUAAAGGCGGAUUAUAAGCAGUAUUGGGAUGUAGAACUUGGCGUUACUUAUAUUCCGUGGGACAAAGUCAAGCCUGAAGAACUGGAGAGUUUUUGUGAAGGCGGAAUGUUGGACGGUGACACUCUUAACCCAGAGUGGAAAGGAAUUCCCAAGAAGCACGAAAAUGAAGUUGCUCAGAACGGAGGGGCGGAAAGUUCGCACACGGAACCAGUGUCGCCCAUCCCUAACCCGCUGCCUGUGCCGGUCCCCCCGAUGCCUGUUCCCGCACCCAUAACGGUGCCUCCUCCGCAGGUGCCGCCGCAGCAGCCCGGUCCCCCCGUGGUCGGCGCCCUGCAGCCGCCCGCUUUCACGCCUCCCCUGGGGAUUCCUCCUCCGGGCUUCGGGCCCGGCGUCCCGCCGCCGCCGCCGCCGCCUCCGUUCCUGCGCCCAGGGUUCAACCCGAUGCAUCUCCCACCAGGUUUCCUUCCGCCUGGACCCCCGCCUCCCAUAACCCCACCGGUGUCCAUCCCUCCUCCGCACACUCCACCGAUGAGCAUCCCCAACCUGGUGUCUGGGGCGAGAGGAAACGCCGAGUCCGGGGACAGCGCGAAAAUGUUCGGCUCUGCCGUGCCGCCCGCUGCGCCCACGAGUCUGCCCGCCCCUCCUGUAACCCAGCCCGUCUCACUCCUGGGAACGCAAGGAGUCGCCCCCGGCCCCGUCAUCGGGCUGCAGGCACCGUCCACCGGGCUGCUGGGGGCCCGGCCCGGCAUGAUCCCGCUGCAGCGCCCCCCGGGCAUGCCGCCGCCGCACCUGCAGCGCUUCCCGCUGAUGCCGCCGCGGCCCGUGCCGCCGCACAUGAUGCACCGGGGCCCGCCGCCCGGGCCGGGGGGCUUCGGGGUGCCCCCGCCCCACGGGAUGAAGGGCCCCUUCCCGCCGCACGGCCCCUUCGUCAGGCCUGGCGGGAUGCCGGGGCUGGGGGGCCCAGGACCGGGCCCGGGGGGCCCUGACGACAGAGACGGGAGACAGCAGCAGCCCCAGCCCCAGCCCCAGCAGCCGCCACCUCAGUCGCAGCCCCAGCAGCCGCCACCUGCGCAGCAGCAGCCGCCGCCGGCGCAGCAGCCGCAGCCGCAGCCGCAGCCGUUCAGAAACGAGAACAGGCAGCAGUUCAAUCCAGGGAGAGACCAAGAAAGGUUUGGACGAAGACCUUUCGGAAAUAGGGUGGAGAAUGACCGGGACCGCUACGGGAACCGGAGUGACGAGAGGGAGACUAGUGGCCGCGAGCGGCGCGAGUGGGGCCGGAGGAGCCCGGACCGGGACAGACACAGAGACCUGGAAGACCGAAGCAGGCGGUCCGGCGGGCACCGAGACAGGGAGAGGGAUUCGAGGGACAGAGAGCCGCGCAGGGAGAAGGAGGACAGCCGGGGCAAGGAGAAGCCCGAGGGGGCCGACCGGGCCGCCGACCCUCCCCUCAGCCAAGCGGGCGCCGCAGAGACAGUCUCCGAACUCGCCCAGGGGGAGUCUGCGGCCACAGCGGCGGCCGCGAAGCCUGCUGCAGAGCUGCCCGCCGAGGCUACCUCGUCCGCCGGCCCCGAGAAGGAGCCGGGCCCGGCCGCGGAGGCUCGCUAGGGGCGGGACCGCCGGCGGGGCGGGGCGGGGCACCAGCGCAGGGGCUGGAGGUGUACAGACGCUGUAUCAUAUUGGCCCCGCUCUUUCUGCCCCACGGUCGUCGUGGGGCCUCGUGAGCAAUUUGAUUGCUUCCCUUCUAUUUAAAAAUAGCCACAAAAUAACAAAAAAUACUGAAAAUAUGAAUAAAUAUUACCCUUUUUGCUGUAACUUUUUAAAAGUUUUGACUUUAAAAAGUUUACAAAUCGUAAUUAGAAGUGCUCUCUAUUUUUUUUUUUUUUAAU